AUGUCGAAACGUAAUCUCACAGAUCAGCACCUCGUUUCCAGCAGUUCCGGGUCAAACUCCAGCGAUAAUGUGGCCCAAACCGGGGCCGCUGGCGCGGCCCCCUCGGCCAGCCAUCCAGCUCACAACCCGUUCGCAGACGACGCCGAAGACGACACCUACGGGUCGUAUAGUGGCAGCGAAUCGUCGCUGAUCCAUCACAACAACCAGGGCCAAAACCAAGGUCAAAACCAAAGCCAAAGCCAAAGCCAAACCCUGGCUGGCAGCGGUAACGGGCUGAAAUCCACGUCCGAUUAUCGAGGCUACUAUUCCCGCGGUGCGACAGGAUCGCGUCAAAACGGUGCCAGGCCAAAUGUGCCGUCCAGUCGUCUCAAUGCAGCUCCCGCUGCAUUGCCCUCCAGCACCAGUCUAAGCUCUCAUUUGGGCAUCUCCAACAACGACAUCACAGCCCCGCCCGGUUUCGACAGAUACCCGAUAGUAGGCGGGUCCCGUGUCUCGUCAAUGGCUCCCGUCACCGAAGGUGCUGCACAUCACCAUCCGCACCAUCCACCGGGUCCCAGUAACACGAACUCGUCGGCCUCAAUCACAUCCUCGGACCCGUUCAUAAGCGACCAGGACUUUUCGCCCUUUGGAGGCUACCCAGCAUCGUCUUUCCCACUUCAUCUCGAAGAGAAGGAAGAUGACGAUUAUCUACACAACCCGGACCCUGAAGAAGAGGCCAGACUCGACAAAAAUCGUUUCGCCUUUGAUUUCAAACACAUGGACAAACGAUCAGCCGGAGGCUAUAUCAGUUUUUUGCUGUUGUUCCUCGGUGUCGUGGCUAUAUUCAUCAUUUUGCCUGUUUUGACAUUCACAGGUGCCGUGAGUCACGGUUCUCCACAAACCAUCAGUUUUCUUUCGCUUUACGAAUAUCCACAACUUUCUGCAAUUCGCCAGUCUCUAGUGGACCCCGAUACACCGGACAGCGCUAAAAAUUUCACUGCCAAAGACGGUUCUUCGUGGCCCCUGGUCUUUUCAGAUGAGUUUAACGCUGAAGGUCGAACUUUUUACGAGGGAGAUGACCAGUUCUGGACUGCUGUAGAUAUCCACUACGACGCUACUCAUGACUUGGAAUGGUACUCUCCAGAUGCGGCACAAACGGCAAACGGUACACUAAAGCUUACUUUGGAUGCCUACAAAAACCACGGCCUAUACUACAGGUCUGGUAUGGUUCAAAGUUGGAAUAAAAUGUGUUUUACGCAAGGUUACAUUGAAGCAUCCGCCAAUUUGCCCAAUUACGGUCGUGUUAUGGGGUUAUGGCCCGGUAUGUGGACUAUGGGAAAUCUAGCAAGACCAGGUUAUCUUGCAUCUACUGAAGGGUUAUGGCCGUAUUCUUAUUCGUCUUGUGAUGCGGGCAUAACACCUAACCAAAGUUCUCCCGACGGUAUUUCCAUGUUACCGGGCCAGAGACUAUCUGUGUGCACAUGCGAUAAUGAAGACCAUCCCAACCAAGGUACCGGAAGAGGUGCUCCUGAAAUCGAUAUCAUUGAAGCCGAGACAGAUACCACGAUUGGCGUUGGUUUGGCCUCUCAGUCUCUUCAAAUUGCUCCAUUCGAUAUUUGGUAUAUCCCAGAUUAUGAGUUCAUCGAAAUUUACAACACGUCCACUACUGUUAUGAACACCUACUGUGGUGGUCCGUUCCAACAAGCCGUUUCUGCAGUUUCUACUUUGAAUUCAUCAUGGUACGAAUUUGGUCCUGAUGCUGGAUACUACCAGUCUUAUGGCUACGAACUGAUAAAUGACGUUGACAAUGGAUAUCUAAGAUGGUUCGUUGGUGACAAACCAAUGUACACCAUAUAUUCAAAGGCACUGCACCCCAACGGAAACAUUGAUUGGAGGUUAUUGAGUAAAGAGCCCAUGUCUGUCAUUUUGAACUUGGGUCUCUCAACCAACUGGGCGUACAUCGAUUUCAACUCUAUUUUCUUCCCAGUCACGAUGAGCAUCGAUUAUGUGCGUGUGUAUCAACCAAGCGACGCGGUUAACAUAAAUUGCGACCCGGCUGGCUAUCCAACUUAUGAUUACAUCCAGAAGCACUUAAACGCUUACACCAAUUCAAAUUUGACCAGCUGGGAGGAUGCAGGAUACACCUUCCCGAAAAAUAUUCUCACAGGAAAUUGUAAAAGUUCGAAGUACUCGCUUUCUCAGAACUCUUAG
Messenger RNA from Lachancea lanzarotensis, 2190 nucleotides. It is a transcript of the gene KRE6, whose product is annotated as LALA0S06e06898g1_1. The coding region runs from base 1 to 2190 and encodes 729 amino acids. The record is from RefSeq and is a predicted model, not a curated record. Gene Ontology annotation, cellular component: endoplasmic reticulum membrane; plasma membrane. The transcript has a single exon. Lineage: Eukaryota; Fungi; Ascomycota; Saccharomycetes; Saccharomycetales; Saccharomycetaceae. Gene Ontology annotation, molecular function: glucosidase activity. Gene Ontology annotation, biological process: (1->6)-beta-D-glucan biosynthetic process; fungal-type cell wall organization.